CGUUUCGGUUGGAGCUGCUACUUGAAAAAUGGCGGAUAGAGUUCGCCACAAGUUUAGUAAGCGAAUGAAAUCAAAUACACAGAACAUACAUAGGAGUGAUAUUUUGUGAUCAAAUAAUGGGAACGCACUCAUCGAUGGUUCCAACAUAUGAUCCUGACACAAGACGCAACUGAAGUGACAUGAGUGACAGUUAAAUAAGUAAAUUUCCUAUAAAAAUUUUUUUACUCAUUAUUGAAGUCAAUGCGAAAAAUCUAAACAGUGUCCAAUGAUACGUUGAAGAAUUGCACAAAGAUUGAUAGAAAAAGUCCUAGUUUGGGACUACAGAAAUACUGAGACGGACAUUGAUGUUUUCAUCACCCAUCUCGCAUUUUCUUAAUUAUUUUGGUUACCUGCUAAACCAAUUCUAUGAACCCAUCGGAUAGCUCUACCACAGGCGAAGCUUCCACUGAUCCAGAGGCCUCGUCUAGUUGUAAAGAGAUUGUCAACAGUGAAGACGAAAUGAAGAGAGCCGCUGCCAAGAAACUGAUAGAAAGGUAUUUCUAUCAGUUAACGGAAGGAUGUGGAAACCCAACUUGCACCAACAAGGACUGUGCAUCCAGUGGCGAGUUUAUUGCCAUGUCUCCAAAUGAUGCUGCAGGUCAUGCUUUAAAGCUAUUUUCUCAAGAAGCUAAGUUAUGUGAACGGCAUCCCAGUAAAAUUGCCAGAAUCAAUUUAUCUAGUAAGAGUGAUGGAAUGCAACAAUGUAAUACUGUUCCUUCCAAUGAUACUGCCGUGUCUCAGUGCAGCAAAGAUCCAGGCAAGGUUAAUGACCGUUAUAACAGUGCACCCGUACCCAUGUAUCUAACAGAGCAAGGACUCUAUGAUAUAAUUGAUGAGUGUGAGACCACGGAAUGUUACUCACCGCUAAUACGAACUUUGGGUGAAAUAUUUAGUAGCAUUGAAAAUUUAUCUAAAAGUUUCGUUCAGGAAUCUACACCUACUACAUCACCAACCAUGGAUUCAGCGGAAAAUAAAUGUUUAAAUAAAGAAGAACUGAGACAUUUAGAAGGUGAAAAAGACAAAGAUGAAGAUUCAUGUGCCGAAUCUAGCAGCACAGUAAUUCUUCCUGUUGAUUUGUCGUCAGUACGACGAGCAUACAACGACCUUUUUAAAUUAAAAACGUCAAUAUUUGAAAAUGCUUUGGUCAACGCUUUGGUCACCUUAGCAGGCAAUUUACAAAUGGAAUUACCAACUAGGAAGGAAAAAGACAAUCAUGACGAUAUUGUUAAUGUAUUGCUGAUCGUUUUUGAAAUACCAGCUUUGGGUUCCGGAGAUUUUCUUGAAACCGCACUUCCUGCAAUUUGUAGAGCGUCCCAAUGGUUGCCCGUUGAAGUUCAAGCAACUUUAGCGCGGAUGUGGGCAGGUCCCGGACGACCUUCCAUUCGCAACAUUCUAGAAAACUUGCAGCAGCUUAUCACUUUGAAAGUUAUAGUUACUCCUUUUCAUCGCGAUUUUUUCAUCCAAGAUGAAAACGUCAUUACUUCUGCAACCAAACUGGUCAAGAUUCUAUAUUACUCCAACAUUCUUGCCGGGGUUUUAGAGCCUCCAUAUCUAAGAUAUGUGGAUUACAUGAACGAUUCCAUGGAUGAAUCUUUCCUAUCAGUUAAGCUCAGCAAAAGUAUAGCUCCAGAAGACUCUCUGGCCACCGUCCUUGGUGUCAAUAUUUUGGAUUGUCGGAAGCCCUUUUUACCAUAUUCAGAAUUUUAUAACGAACCUUUAAGUGAUAUGGUUGAGAUGGAUCGAGAUUUUGCCAAUUUCAAAAGUGAACUAGGUAUCUUUUCAGGAAAAUUCAGUUUUAUGAAUUACCCGUUUAUUUUAACGCCAGCUACAAAAACAAUGGGUCUUUAUUUCGAUAAUAGAAUAAGGAUGUAUUCAGAACGGAGAAUCAGCAUACUGCAAGCUGUUACUGGACAUCCUUCAAAUCCUUAUUUAAGAGUUAAAGUACGAAGAGAUAAUAUUAUUGAUGAUGCUCUUGUUGAGCUGGAAAUGAUAUCUAUGGAAAAUCCCAAUGACCUAAAGAAGCAGCUAGUUGUGGAGUUCGAAGGAGAACAAGGUAUUGACGAAGGAGGCGUUUCAAAAGAAUUUUUCCAGCUAGUCAUUGAAGAGAUUUUCAAUCCUGAUUAUGCAAUGUUUACCAUGCAAAACGAAUCACAAACCGUUUGGUUUAAUCCCACAAGUUUUGAAAGUACUGCUCAGUUCACUCUUAUCGGAAUUGUUUUGGGCCUAGCAAUAUACAACAACAUAAUUUUGGCUGUUAACUUUCCCAUGGUAUUGUACAGAAAACUAAUGGGAAGAAAAGGAUCUUUUGAAGACCUGGUAGACUGGAAUCCUAUUUUAUACAGUAGUUUGAAGCAAAUGUUAGAAUAUGAAGACUCCGAUUUGGAGGAAGUGUUCAUGCAAACGUUUAGGAUAAGUUACCAAGAUGUGUUCGGGACCAUUAUUAAUUAUGACUUGAAAGAUAAGGGAGACAAAAUCCCGGUUACACAAGAGAACAAGUAUGAAUUCGUUGAAUUGUACGCCGAUUUCUUGCUAAAUAAAUCCGUAGAGAAGCAAUUCAAAGCCUUUUAUAAAGGCUUUCAAAUGGUGGUGGAUGAAUCGCCUUUAGAACAACUAUUCCGUCCUGAAGAAAUCGAGCUGUUGAUUUGCGGAAGCAAGAAUUUCGAUUUCGAUGAGUUGGAAAACUCGACAGAAUACGACGGUGGGUACUCGAACGAUGCUCAAGUGAUUAAAGAUUUUUGGUCACUCGUCCACGCUUUCUCCUUGGAAGAUAAACGGAAGCUAUUGCAAUUUACCACAGGUUCAGAUCGGGUUCCUAUAGGCGGGUUAAGUCGAUUAAAGCUGGUCAUAGCCCGAAAUGGCCCCGAUUCCGACAGAUUACCCACCGCUCAUACCUGUUUUAAUGUGUUACUUCUCCCCGAAUACUCUUCGAAAGAAAAGUUAAAAGACAGACUGGUCAAAGCCAUCAAUUACUCUAAAGGAUUUGGUAUGUUGUAAAUAAUAAACGUGCUUUUGUGAUUUUCUAGUUUAGCAUAAGAUGUAAACAUUGAGUACUAACUAAAUUUGUUUAAAACAACUUCAUUGUAUACAUUGUAAUAAAAAUGUUCAUUUGA
Molecule: messenger RNA, 3149 nt
Organism: Dendroctonus ponderosae (mountain pine beetle)
Lineage: Eukaryota; Metazoa; Arthropoda; Insecta; Coleoptera; Curculionidae
Gene: Ube3a
Product: ubiquitin-protein ligase E3A
Exons: 14
Coding region: 406-3033 (875 amino acids)
Biological process (GO): protein polyubiquitination
Molecular function (GO): ubiquitin protein ligase activity
Source: RefSeq, a predicted model, not a curated record